UAACCCGUUCAACACAGCUGUCACACUUUUGUGUAUUGGCAUUUUUUAACCCAUUUUCUGAGAGACUGUGUAAAAUUUAAUAACUGAUGAUGAGUUUUACGAUUGACGAUUCUAUAUUGGCUAAUAUAAAGACACAACAAGAUAGCGAUGAAGAUGAUGUAGGAACAUCAGAUCGUUUGGGUGGUGAGGCAUUUAUGGAAGUAAUGGGCGGUUUUGGUGGAAACAUUAGUGAUGCAAAUGUAAGCUACGAGGAACGUAUCGAGGAUCCUCUACAGGAAGGAUAUGAUGAAAAAGAAAUUGAGUUGAAAGAAUUUCCAUGGUAUUGUGUGGAAAAUGAUUUUCUAAAACCCUACCUAUACGAUGAAGACGAAGCAGUUGAUGUAAAAGUUGGCAGAAGUAAAAAGGCAAAACUGGAAACGGAAUUGAGAGCUGCUAAUGGUCAAAUAUGGAGUAAAGUGCCUUUGGCACCGCCCAUUGCCGACGAUUUACCAGAGUUCUUGGCCGUUGGGAAAGGCCCCGCUAAAAGUGUAACAAAUCCACUGGAGGCUUGGCAUUUGUUAAUUGAUGUUUCCAUGUUAAAUAUGAUAGUGAAGAGUACAAAUGAAGUUAUUAAGGCCACAAAAAAGAAAGAACCCCACCAAAAAAGAUUAACAGACUUGACGGAAUUGCGUGCUUGGUUGGGUUUAAACUACUUGUGUGGUGUUUUGCGUAAUUCUAUACAACCCGGACCAGUUGAAGAGCUUUGGACAUUGGAACUGGGCAAUGCUAUAUUUCGUGCCACCAUGUCAUUUAAACGUUUUGAGUUUUUAUCCGAAUGUAUACGUUGUGCUGAUCAAUCAGCAUCUACUACACAAUUACCAUUGGAUGAAAUUGCCAACUUUUGGGAAAAGUUGGUCAUAAAUUGUAGAUCUUAUUAUGCGCCCAGUGGUUUCUGUAUGAUUGAUGAGCAUAUAUUGGAUUUUUCCCAAUUGGAGAAUAAUCCCUUUAAUCAUAUAUUGCCCCAUCAAUUUGGUUUAAAUGGGCUGCGCUUCAUUACCAUGUGUGAUGCCAAAACGAUGUACAUCUGUAAUGCGUUAGUGGCGAACGAUGUCCAACCACUCGAUGAGGAAGUUUAUCAAUUGGUCAGUGAUGUAAAGGGCACUCGUCGCUGCCUUUGCCUAAACGAACGCUUUACAAAUAUGGGACUGUUGCAAAAAUUAAAACAAAAUCAACUUCAGGUUGUGGGAGCUCUGCCAGCCAACGCUAAGGAGAUACCAGUCGAACUUUAUGGUGGUUCCCAGUUGCCUCAUGUUUGGUAUACUAAAGAUGAUUGCACUUUAGUAUCGGGAUUAAGUGAGACCGAGAGUCCAACAGGUUAUUUGGUGACUAAUGGUCUGUCCACGCGCAUUAACUCUGUUAAACUAUAUAAGACCAUUUGCGUAAGCAAUCAAAAUGCUUAUCAGUACAUGCGAAUCUAUGGCACACAUUAUGGACGAUUAAGUAAAAAUAGUCGUUGGAAUUUGGAAUACUUGUUUUUCAUGCUAGAUGUGGCCGUUUAUAAUGCCUGGACAUUGUACCGGCUUUCGGAAAAUGGUGACGCUGGCAUCGAACAACGCGAUUUUCAACGUCAACUGGGACUCUAUCUAACGCAACAGCAACUUAAACAGCGUAUUCAUUUAAAUAUCAAACUUCCUCUGCCGCUUAAAUUACAAAUUGCCGAAAUUUUGGGCGAAAAUGUAGAGGCUCUACUAAACGGAGCUUCCAAAAAGGUAGUUGAAGCCUCAAAAUUGGGUACAAUUUCGAAAGAAAAAGCAAUUGUUCCCGAUGGCAUUAUUUUGCAAUCUCGAGAAAAUGAUUCUCGUAGAAGAUGCAGAGGCUGUAAAAGCCGGAAUGGAUCCAAAACAAAAACACGUUGUCAACAGUGUUUGCAGUCCUUCUGUAUGCGUCACUUGAUAAGCCGCUGUGAAUCGUGUUCCGGUUACGAAUUGCUGGACUCUCCACAGCAGCAGGACGAUAAAAGUGAUGAAACAAAACAACAACAAAAAGACCAAGAAGAAACAGUACAGCAAGAUGAAGAAGAAGGUCAAGUUGAAGAAUCUGACCUCUAGAAUAGUAGUUAUUAAAGAAGUAAACAUAUAUUUAUUUGUAAAAAAUAAAAAUAAUUAAAUUUUAGUUUUAUAAAAAACCCACAA
Messenger RNA from Calliphora vicina (urban bluebottle blowfly), 2171 nucleotides. RefSeq lists its product as uncharacterized. The record is from RefSeq and is a predicted model, not a curated record. The transcript has a single exon. NCBI's taxonomy places the organism in Eukaryota, Metazoa, Arthropoda, Insecta, Diptera, Calliphoridae. The coding region runs from base 87 to 2087 and encodes 666 amino acids.